AUGUCUUUCUCUAAACCCUUUUCAUUUUUUACCAUGUCCUACUGUCAAGGCCUCAACCUCCUUUCUCUUUCUUUCUUUCUUUUUAGUUUACCUUUUUCUUUUUGUCUCUUUCGUUUCUUUCUCACUCUUUACCUUUUAAUUUUUACUUUUUGUCUCUCUCUUUUUUUUCUUUUCUUUCUUUCUUUCUUUCUUUCUUUUCAUCUCUCUCUUUCUUUCUGUCUCCAUCUUUACUUUUUCAUUUUUGUCCGAAAUUAUUUCUUUCUUUCUUUCUUUCUUUCUUUCUUUCUUUCUUUCUUUCUUCACUGUAGCAUGGAUCCAACAAGAAUCGACGUCGUAAAAUCAACAAACCGUAUCUAUCUAUCUAUCUAUCUAUCUAUCUAUCUAUCUAUCUAUCUAUCUAUCUAUCUCUCUGUUCAUUUUCUAUCUAUCUAUCUAUCUAUCUAUCUAUCUAUCUAUCUAUCUAUCUAUGCUUGCACACAGAAGUGCUGGUGUAAAGAAAUAUAUCUAUCUAUCUAUCUAUCUAUCUAUCUAUCUAUCUAUCUAUCUAUCUAUAUCUAUCUAUCUAUCUAUAUAUAUAUAUAUAUAUAUAUAUAUAUAUAUAUAUAUUUUUAA
Acanthosepion pharaonis is the source of this 612-nucleotide messenger RNA. The record is from the annotation of a GenBank genome assembly. NCBI's taxonomy places the organism in Eukaryota, Metazoa, Mollusca, Cephalopoda, Sepiida, Sepiidae.